CAGUUGAUAUUUAGUGUGACAGAUGUUGUUGAAAAAACUGACUGUAAUAAAACUGUCACUUUACCUUGCUAUGUGACUAAUCUGAAGGAGAACAAUGUAGAAGCCAUGUUUGUUACAUGGAAAAAAGAAGGGAAAAUAAUUUUUUCUUUCGAUGGAGCAAACCGGCAGUUCUACAGAGAUCCAACGGUUCCGUCAGCUGACUUAGUAUCUCAGGAAGAUUUACCCAAGGGCAUUGCCUCUCUAACGCUUGACAGUACAGAAGCAGAUGUUGGAAAUUACAGUUGUGAAGUAACAGAAUCAAACAGAGAAGGAGAAACAAGAGUUGAACUUAGAAACCUCUCAGUUGUCAGUUGCGGCGAGGAAAAUACCCCAACACCCAAGGAAAAAUGUGGAUCAUGGUUUCUUCUAAUGGAAAGGGCUAUCAUCAUAGCGUUGCUGUUCUUAGUUAUUAUUUUGUGUUCGGCUCAGUUCACUGUUAUUGCAUUAAAAUAUGAAAUUGAAUCUCAGAAGAAAAUGGGCAUUAUUGUAGCAGGUAUCAUCUUCACAGCUGCUGCUGUUGUAGGCACUGUGCUUUUUGUCCAAGAUGGCUAUACUGCACAGAAUCAAGCUGGUCUUGGCCUAAUUGUAGUCCCUGCUGUGAUUUUGGUACCACUUCAGUACUUUAUGUUUGGCAUUGUUUUUGAUGGUCUACCACAAGCAACAUUUGCUCUGAUAGGUUUGCAGAGUCUUGGUUAUAUAAUUGCUGUGGUUGGUUUUGCACUGUGUGUCUCAGCCUGUCCUCCAUUACAUGGGUCUGUUGUGAUUGCUGGCUUAGCUAUCAUGGCUAUUGCAAAAUUGCUUAGUCUGGCUUACGUGUUUAUUGUGGGUUCCAGAAUGAAAGAUCAUCCUCGUCCAGGGAAAGCUGUAGAAGAACCACUAAAUGAUGCAAAAGGAGUGAUGUUAGAAUGAUGAACUGAAGAGCUGUGUGAUGUGAAAAGUACACCGUUGUUGAUACACCGUGGCCUUGAAGAUGCACUACUCAAAGAGAAGACAUUCAGGAAAAUAGUUGUUUUGCAUGUGUGGCAAAAAUGCUUUUGAUAUAAAUGAUGUAAUUUUAUAGUCACAGCAGCUGUAGCGAGGAACAUGUGUGUUUGCCCACAUGUGAUCUUUAUUUUCUUUUGUUAUGGUAUGUAUGGUAUGGUCGAGGGUGAGAAUAUAAAAAAGCACUGUUUGCCCACUACAGGGUCUUCCUGCAGUAAUCCUUAGUGGUAUUAUUUUCAAAAACUAUCAUUAGUCACUGCUUUGAAUAAUGGGCCUGCUCAGCCCAAAGAUUGCAGUACCAUUUAGACUAUUGUUUUCUUUAUUUGUGUGCAUGGGCAAGGUAUGAUCAUAUGUCUAUGAUACAAGCAGGAAGUAAAGAUUGUACAAAUACAUCUUUU
Molecule: messenger RNA, 1418 nt
Organism: Pterocles gutturalis (yellow-throated sandgrouse)
Lineage: Eukaryota; Metazoa; Chordata; Aves; Pterocliformes; Pteroclidae
Gene: CD47
Product: CD47 molecule
Exons: 11
Coding region: 106-948 (280 amino acids)
Biological process (GO): positive regulation of phagocytosis; positive regulation of cell-cell adhesion; positive regulation of inflammatory response
Cellular component (GO): plasma membrane; extracellular exosome
Molecular function (GO): thrombospondin receptor activity
Source: RefSeq, a predicted model, not a curated record